CGGAACGCGCGCUCCUCCCGACGCGUGACGUCAUCACGCCAGCGCCGCGCGCGGACGCCCUUGUGAGGGGGGGAGGGGAUGGCGGGACGCCUGGCCGAUGCCCUGCGCUCCCUGUGGGCCAAGGAGCCGGUGAUCGCCGCCAGCUUCGGCAUCGCCGCCGUGGCGUUGCUGUCGCCGCUGCUGAGCCCCUACACCAAAUAUUCGGGGAUGAUCAACCAGGCCACACCCUACACCUAUCCUGUUCCCGUGCGGGACGACGGCUCCGUCCCCGACGUCCCCUCGCAGCCCUGGGACAAGGGCCCAACCCUGCAGUGGCUCAAGGACCUGUGAGGGACCCAAAAACCC
This is a messenger RNA of Catharus ustulatus (Swainson's thrush), 345 nucleotides long. It is a transcript of the gene NDUFA3, whose product is annotated as NADH:ubiquinone oxidoreductase subunit A3. Gene Ontology annotation, cellular component: mitochondrial inner membrane. The record is from RefSeq and is a predicted model, not a curated record. NCBI's taxonomy places the organism in Eukaryota, Metazoa, Chordata, Aves, Passeriformes, Turdidae.